GUGACCGCAAGGACAGAAAUAUACACACGGCAAAUUCUGACAGCAAUAAUGAAAUCAUUGUGAAUGCUGUUGUUUUUGGACCUGAUCACCUGAAUAGACCUUGAUGUUAUCUGCCAUUUUUUUUUGUGAGUGAUGAAGCUCACACCAUGACUAUGAGCUUUCCAUAAUGCUGUUGUGGUGGGUGACAUAGGAAGUAUGGACCUGACUAACGGACAGUCGAGCAUGAUAUAUUUCACAGCCACUCCUUCUGAGCGGAGUAGCAGCUCUGAAUCUCUGAGUGAGAAAGCUUCUAAUGACCCUAAGAAAAGUUUUGAUGCAGUGGUCUUUGAUGUCCUGAAGGUGACACCAGAAGAGUUUGCUAGUCAGAUAACGCUAAUGGAUGCACCUGUUUUUAAAGCUAUUCAGCCUGAAGAGCUGUCAAGUUGUGGCUGGAAUAAAAAGGAAAAGCACAGUUCAUCACCAAAUGUCGUAGCCUUCACUAGGAGGUUUAAUCAUCUUUUGAGCAGGAAAGAUAAAACAACAUUUGAAAAAUUAGAAUAUCUGGUAUCUAAAGAGGACAAUUACAAGAGGCUCAGGGAUUAUGUUAAUAGUUUGAAGAUGACUCCAUGUAUUCCGUAUUUAGGUAAGGAUUACAGUUUUGAAUUCUUCAGAAGCAGUGGUUCAUCCAACUACUUGUUAGAUGCUUGA
Rhincodon typus (whale shark) is the source of this 687-nucleotide messenger RNA. RefSeq names its product ras-specific guanine nucleotide-releasing factor RalGPS1-like. Bases 196 to 687 code for a protein of 163 amino acids. Gene Ontology annotation, molecular function: guanyl-nucleotide exchange factor activity. Gene Ontology annotation, biological process: positive regulation of GTPase activity; Ras protein signal transduction. The record is from RefSeq and is a predicted model, not a curated record. NCBI's taxonomy places the organism in Eukaryota, Metazoa, Chordata, Chondrichthyes, Orectolobiformes, Rhincodontidae. Gene Ontology annotation, cellular component: plasma membrane. The transcript is spliced from 7 exons.